AUGAGGGAGAAAAAGGAGGCCCUAAAUUUGAAUACUCAGGGUGAGAGAGAACCGGCCACUUCUUCAUCAGCCCUAGCUUCUAGUUCAAAGCUGGUGGGUACUUCUUCAUUGCCCCCUUGCAAGUACACUAUAUCUUCUGCUAUAGAGAUGCAAGAGGCUAGAUGGGAUUCCACACAUAGAGCUUCUAUGUUAGAGUUACGUGUUGAUUUACAGGUAUUAUGUAAAGAUGACAUUGAAACUUUAGAUUUGUGCAAGAACAUGAUGAAACAAGGUGAAUGGCCACAACUUAUGAUUGUUUUUUAUCCCAAAGAGGGAUUUACUGUUGAAGCAGAUGUGUUCAUAAGGGACUGGACAAUAAUUACAGAGUAUGUUAGAGAUGCUGAUUACUUGAAUAACCGUGAAGCUAAUGAUGGAGAUAGCACGAUGACUCUUUUAAGUACUAAUGAUACAUUAAAGGACUUCGUCAUUUGUCCUGAUAAGCGCAGUAAUAUUGCUCGUUUCAUCAAUAACAAGCAUUUGAAAUUCGGCAAUACAUGGUAUUUGCACAAAUAUCAAUAA
Molecule: messenger RNA, 558 nt
Organism: Capsicum annuum
Lineage: Eukaryota; Viridiplantae; Streptophyta; Magnoliopsida; Solanales; Solanaceae
Product: histone-lysine N-methyltransferase ATXR6-like
Exons: 4
Coding region: 1-558 (185 amino acids)
Source: RefSeq, a predicted model, not a curated record